CGGUGGAACAUUAUAAGAGACUUUUCCCACUUUUCCGAGACUAAAAAAGGCUCGUUCAGACAAGAACAGAUACUCUGUUGAUAAAAAAAAAGACUUUUGGUAAGACCGUAAGAGAAUCAAAUACAAAUCUUUUUCAAUUAACUCAUAGAAUCAAGUUUACUUCUUUGCUUUACUUCAUCGUCUUCCUCAAUUGAAGCUUUCUCUCUCUCUCUCUCUCUGGUUUGUUUCUCCUCUGCCCUAAUCAAUUAAGCAAUCAAGGUACCACCUGUUUCAAAAAUCGCCGCCGGGAAUAGGAAAACAAAGGAAAAAGGAGAAGAGAGUCCGGAGAACGACGUGUGUCCAGAAGAGACGGUCUCUUCUGUCUCUUGAUCAAGAGACGUUCCUGAGAGUAAUUGCUAUUUUUUAUUUUCUUUAAAUCCUAAUAUGCUAAGAUACUGGGCUUAAGGAACCCCGUUAAAGAUGGCCUUAUAUGCACAUAUGACAUAGUACCCCCAGAGGCUUAUCUUAUCUCUAACCAUAAAACCGAACUUUCCCAAAGAUGUGGUUACUCGCCCGACAAUAGGUUACAUAAAUAAAAUCAUUAAUAGUGGAGUAAAUGUAAGGAGACUACUCUCUUUGACCAGCUCCAAUGAGAGUCCUCCACGUCUCAUUUUCUUUAUGGCUAGAUCUUCCCAUCACUGUCUGUGGAACCGUCCUAGAUCAGACUAACUUCGGUUCUUGAAUGUCAUUUACUACUAGUCCUGAAACCUAUCACAGAAAGAACCAAGUAUCUUCCUUUCCAAGCAUCUUAAGAUGUAAUAAACGAAUAGGAUAAGAACGCUACCCAGUGAGAAGAACUUGAACAAGAAGAGCAGCACUUUGGUCAAACGCGCUUGUCUUAGCUCAUUUACAAUCUCACGUGUCUUGCAUGAAUAAAAAAGCAUUUGUUGUAUAAAACUAUCACAUAGUAGCCAAAAAGUGGUGAACUCUAAGGUUUCUUACAAAGGGAAGUAGGAGGGAAAAGAAAUGCUUUGUGUCACACACAUCUAUCUGAAAUAUAAUAUACGUGCUGAGUCCAUGCAAGGAUUGGACUAAAAUCAUGCCAGCAGAUUCAGACAUUUCAUGCAACUGAUGAUCACAUAAAGUUUCCACAGAUAAAACGUCAACAUUGCCUAAUACUUUUUUUCUAGUACGGAGGAAGACAAUGAAUCUGCUUCUUCAUUCAUAGAGAAGACAACUAGACAAGGUAGCUAUGAUCAGCAAUCAUCACACAAAAAAAAAAGAAAAUGCUUUACAUGUAUGAGAUAAAUAUUAUGAGUCAUCAGAGAUAUUUCAAUUUGAGAGGGAAUUAUGUUGCUCCAGAUAUAAGAUUAGUUUCCCUUUCCCCAGAUCUUAUGUAUAAUUGAAUACAAAUCAGAGUAGUGAACUAUUUUCAUAGAAAGAAAAUAUAAAUAAAGGUUUGUUUCAAAAAAAUAAAAAAUAAAUAAAGGAUCUCUUAUGGAAGCUCCUUUGGUCUAGUGGUUUGACCAAAGAUUCAUUGAUGCUUUCACACUAGGAGGUCUGUGUUUCGAUUCCCGGAAAAAGCAGAAUUAUGCAAAUUAAAGGAGGAACCGCUUAUAAGAGAUUUGCAGCAUGGCGUAAGAAGUACCGUCAAGGGUGGUUCCGAUAGGACAGUUCAGGUGGUGCAGUCAUACGUGAAUCUUCAUAAUGCAGGUAGAAUUGUCGACUGUAGAAUCGUCUGUAAUAUUUCUCUAAAUUUGUAAUAGCAUAAUAUAUCCAGCGUUAAAAAAAUAAAAUAAAGGAUCUCUAUUCUGAACUUUCUCCCUAUAUGCAUAGCCAAUUUCAGUUCAUGAGUGGAAAAAUAUCAGAAGUGUUAUGUUAUCACUUAUAUAUCUAUAAUAUAGCAUCCCUGAAAUGUUGGGGGCCAUAAACAUUUUUGUUGCAAAUACAUUUGUAUACCCUUGUAUAGAAAUCAGGUGGAGAAUUGCGAUCAAAGUGUGUGUGUGUGAGGUAAAUCGUAGUACCAGCCUUCUCCCAAGUAUAUAGUUACCUAAAAAGAUACUAAAUCAAAAACAUUCUAAGUUUUUGUUACGUUUACUGAUUUGAAAAUAUAGAGAAUGCAAUCUCCUAAAAUUCCCAUGAAAUAGAGAUUUUAUAGUAGCAUUUAGUUCGAACUGAUAAUUCACAAGUUCAUACACAACUUAUGAACUGGUUAAAUAGUACUUGUUGGCAAUGUUGCAGCUUCCUCAACCCAUGAAAUGGCUAGAGCCACGUAGUUUUGUAUCUUUUUUUCCAUUUUAAUUUGAUAUAUAAAAAAGAAGAAAAAUUGAUAUAUAAAGAAAAAGCCGUUCUGAUAUAUAUAUAUAUAUAUAAAUAAAAAAACAUACACAUAUUUAAAAUUUAUUUAUAAAACCCACACAAAAAAAAAACAAAAAAAAAAAACGAGAAAAAAAAAAACAAAAAAAAACAAAACCCCGUUAAUAAGUUAAGAUAAAUGAUAGAGGGUUGUGAGGCGAGAGAAAACCCUAAAGAGAAACUGAGGCAGCCGCAGAGAGAAAGAGAGAGGGAGAGAGAAAGAGAGAGAGAGAAUGGAGGAGAUGAUGAAAACGACCAAGGCAGGGGAGGAGUUGGUGCAGGCGAAGAUGCGCCGUGAGAUUACGAAGCUCGAUGAUGAGGAGAAUUUGAACCGUUGGAAAUUGAUAGGAUCGAGAGUGGUGAAAUCAAACCCAAGACCUUGAUCACUAAUUGUGGUUGGUUCCACUCUCCACAAUUUCGUGAGAGGGGACCUUUAAUUGUCAAGGAGAUGCUCUCAGUGUUCCCUAAUUCUACUUACAUUAAAUGGAAGAGAAGGUGGAUCCCCAACUCGCUAAAAGACCUGAUAAGAAUAGCAAAAGAGAGAGAGUGUACAUCUCUCGUUCUAGUUGAUACAAACCAUUUGGGACAUGGUCCGUGCAUGUGUUUAUUAUGUUCUUGAUGUUUUCUAUCUCUACUAUAUAUUUAUAUAUACGACUUUUAAGCCUCUUCUGUCUUAUAACUUUUUGCAGAUGAAAUAUGUAUUGUAAGCUUGUUGAAUGGUGCUGCCGCUUAUUUCAGGAUUUUUAAUCUCAUCCCACGUGAGGAUAUACCGGAUCAAGCAACCCCCCCGACACGCCUCGAUCCUUAUGUUCGUAUGGCACGUUUUGCUUCUCAGGCCGGUCUUGGCCUUAGCAGAUUGAUACAAUCACUCUUCCCCAAGGCCACUCAUUCCAGAACCAACAAACCCUGUCAAAAGAACCGUGCAUUUUUCCAGUACCAGGAUGGUUUUGUUUUUUACCGACAUCAUUGGUUACCCACCCUUUUCUUUUUCUUCAAAAUUAUUUUUUUGAUUUUUUUUUUUAAUCACUUAUAUAGUUCGUGUUCAUCAGGCUCCACUCUGAGAAAGCAGCCCUUUCAGAAGAAAGGCCAAAGCACACCAGGAAGGUUUGCUACUUUGUUGAGCCUUUUUCUCUUUGUGUUGGACGAGGAGAUGUAUUUAUCUUUUUUUCUUUUCCUUUUUUAUUUUAUUUUGUAGGAAGUUGGACCUCGUUUCCAACUGUUGUUUAAAGGUGUGAAGAAGGUAUCACUUGACACGGGGAGUUUAAAACUUAUCUGCAUGGUAAUUAUCACACUCCAAUCAAUUUCUGCUUCAUUUUUCUUGACUUAUAUAAACCAUUUAACUCUUUCUUGAAUCGCAGCCUCCUGCCUCUCAUUAUGACUACCCAGAACGUCAGCUUAUGAUGCCGCCUCUUUAAUAUGCUCUCAUGUUUUUUUCUUUUCUGUACAACAAAAACAAAACUUAUGGUUAUUUACGUUUGCUGUAGUAUUCUGACAUGGUCUUUUGCCUUGGGAUAUUUUUAUACUAAUAGAUUAUUUAAAAUUAUUAAUUUUCAACGUACGCAUAUAUAAAAUAGACGUGGUGUCAAGGUUUCGUUCCAAAGUUAAUGUAGCCCAGAUUAAUGUAUUCGAAAAUCUUCAACAAUCAAUUGCAAACCCCAACAAAGUACGAGUAUAUCAAAUAAACGUUUAAUUAUAGCAAAAGACGAACCGGCUUUGGUUUGCGCAAUUGAAAAGGAACAGAGGCAUAGCUAUCGUUACAUGUUCUCCCAUUUAUUCUAUAUGGCUAGAUCUUCCCACACAUUCUUGCCUUAGAAGGUUUCUCACUAAUCACUUUUUUUUUUUGAGAUUUGACAACUUCACUUUCUAAUAUUUUUUUAGUUUAUGGGACGAAAGAAAAUCAUUGGCAGCACUUGUUUCAUUUAUACAUCACAUUUUUUCUCUGUAAGUUAAUUGGAUCCAAUGAUCCGGUAAUUGAAAUGACUACCUAAUGAUGUCCAUUAUAGACGAAAUUAAUAGUUUUUUUUUUUCAUAUUGUUAAAUCUUAAUUAGCUUAUGAUUACCAUAUGUAACCUUGUUAUGUUUUACAUCCGAUUUUCUUCAUUUCCCUGUCUGAAAUGUAAUCAAAUAUGAAAUAGCCAUUGAAAACGAGAGCUGCGUUGAAAUCUAAUAUAGUAUAUAUAUAGAGAGAAGAGAGCUAUCUGCACCAUCUGUUUUUAUUAUUCUCAAAUUUAUUCUAAUCAUUACCCAUUUGAUCCAUCUCCAUCCUCUGAUUUUUAAGACAUUAAGAUUUCUUUCUGAUCUUUUUCUUUCUCUCUACCUCUGUUUCCCACAUUUUCUCAAGAAUAUCCAAACGUAGAAAAAAAAAGAAGCUUGUGUUGGUUGAUUUGGCGCGAACCCUUUUGUGUUGGUUGUGGAUUCUGGUAAAAAAAAGUUUGGGAACAGAACAAUGACGACGACAAUGGAAGCGGUGAUGGAGAUAAGUAUGGUGGACGAUAUCAUAAGAAGAUUACUAGAAGGCAAAGGAGGCAAACAAGUCCAGCUCUCAGAGAUCGAGAUCCGUCAACUCUGCGUUAACGCCCGACAAAUCUUCCUCAAUCAGCCCAAUCUCCUUGACCUCCAUGCCCCCAUUCGCAUAUGCGGUGAUAUCCAUGGACAAUACCAAGACCUCCUACGUCUCUUCGAAUACGGAGGCUACCCUCCUUCAGCGCACUACCUCUUCCUAGGAGACUAUGUCGACCGAGGCAAGCAAAGCCUCGAAACGAUCUGCCUCCUCUUGGCUUACAAGAUCCGCUACCCGUCCAAGAUCUUUCUCCUGAGAGGCAACCACGAAGACGCCAAGAUCAACAGGAUCUACGGCUUCUACGACGAAUGCAAAAGGAGAUUCAACGUCAGGCUAUGGAAGAUAUUCACGGACUGCUUCAACUGUUUGCCUGUAUCUGCUCUCAUCGACGACAAGAUCUUGUGCAUGCACGGCGGGCUGUCGCCGGAUUUGGAGAAUUUGGAGCAGAUUAGGGAGAUUCAGAGGCCUACUGAGAUUCCGGACAGCGGUCUUUUAUGUGACUUGCUUUGGUCUGAUCCUGAUCAGAAGAGUGAAGGUUGGUCUGAUAGCGAUAGAGGUAUUUCAUGCACGUUUGGAGCUGAUGUUGUUGCUGAGUUCUUGGAUAAGAAUGAUCUUGACCUCAUUUGCCGUGGCCAUCAAGUAGUGGAAGAUGGGUAUGAGUUUUUUGCUAAAAGGAGAUUAGUGACUAUCUUCUCUGCUCCAAACUAUGGUGGAGAGUUUGACAAUGCAGGUGCAUUAUUGAGCGUGGACCAAUCUCUUGUUUGCUCUUUUGAGAUUCUGAAACCUGCCCCAUCUUCAAGCGGUAUUCCUCUCAAGAAGGUUUGUUUUAAAACACAAAACACAAUUGGUUUAGCUUUGUUCUUUUCUCAACAUAAUAACACAUGACUUAUGUUUUAUCAGGUACCUAAAAUGGGCAAGUCUUGAAAUGCAAUAAAGCUUGCUCCCUUAAGCUAGGCUCUGUGCAUAUCUUCAAGAUGUAGGUUAAACUGCAAUGGAGAAGAGAACCUCAAAGACUACUUUAUUUUAGUCAUUAAAAAAGAAUCAUCUGUAAAAAACAAAACCACAUUUUUAAACUUUCUAUAUUUAAAUUGCCUUUCAUGGUUUUGUCUCUUACUAUAUUGAGUAAAAACUGUUUGGUUUACAAUGUGUUUGAGUCCCCAAAAACUCCCUAUGAGUUAUAGCAGUGAACUAUUGAAUCCAUAUGAAUGUACAAAGCCUAUUUCAAAAAGUUUAAAUGCUUAUUAGGGAUAAGUAUCCCACUUAUCCCUAAUAAUGCUAUAUGAUAAGGAACUCAAAAAGAGUUAGAAUCUUCUUCUAUUCCUAUUCCUAUUCCUUCUUCUCAAUCUUCUCUCAUCCCUCUCCUGCUGGUAAACCAACCUGAGUUAUCAAAUUCCAAAGCAAGAUUCAAAAAAGGGAAAUAAAUGUUAAGAGAUUGAAACAGAAACAAGAGAGGGAGAGAGAGAGAGGCAAACAUGUUCACGAGCGUUAUUGUUAGUGCAAGAACUGAUGCACUCCAACACAUCUGCAGAUUAAUCAUCACCACCUUGUUCUUAACAUCUUGAAGCCGCACAGUCUUUUUAAAUGACUCCACCACUGUCACCAAAACUCUCUUGCUUCCGUAACAAGGCACUUCUACAGAAUCAUCACCUGCUUGAACAGAGAACCCCACUGCUUCACAGAAUGAUGUGCCGUUAGUCUCCAACUUUGAAGCUUUCUCACAGAUGUAGGUACCAUUUCUUGCUCCACACGGUACUAUAACCUAACGCAUAAAACAAGAACUCUCUCAAACUUGUGAGUUUUAUACCUCUCAAAACACACAACCGUUCUUUUACCUGAUUAGUGGAAUCACUAGUACUAAAGUAAGCAUCAGAGCAAGCCUUAAAGACACUGUCACAGAACGAGGCACAAAUGCGAAGAGGACCCCCAACAUCUGGAUGACAGAUUGAACAUUCCAAAAGCUCAAACAAGUACAAGCAAUCUUUAGAAGCUUCUCCGUGAGUAGCUAGGUUCUGGAGAGCUAACGAAGAAGAGCAACAAGUGUUGCCAUGGAACGCAUUACAAAGGUUUAGAUGUAGUGCGUUCUCACUUGAGUUAACUGCUUCACCUGAAUAACAACAACACGCAUGAAACAGAGAGAACAGAGCAUCUUACUUAUGAAACACGACGAAUCAAGAUGAUCUAAAAAGAACUCAAAAUAACGUAACUAUGGUAGACUCGAGGUGAUCUCUGCAUUGAUAACGAAUCAAGAUGCAAGAACAUGUGAAAGAGACUCAGAGAUUUUGAUAUGCACCAGAGGAAGACGGGAUCAAGAGAGGGAGCAACAAGAUUUUGAUAUAAACGAACUUGUCGUGUAACUGAAUGUAAAACAAACUUUUAGAAAGGUCGAGAUGUAAAACAAAAGAAGCUAAAAAAUAAACUCCAUAGAAGACACUGCAAGUCUGCAAUAAUUGUAGAAGCCGGCAAACCGGACUGACAAAAACGAUAAAAUAAAAGCGAUGUUAAGGAAAUUAAACGAAUAUAAAAAACGAAUACAAGAACGAUAAGAAAUCGUAUUCGCUAAGAGACAUGGAGUCGAGAUAUGAUCUCUUUCCUUAACUCAAAAUAUUCGCUCCGUUAGUAAGACGGGACUGUACGAAUAUAGAGUCCCAGGAUACAACCAUGGCAGACGAAUCACGCCUCACUCGUGAUCGCCCUAUCGAACUAUAAACUCUACGAAACACUCUCGCAAUAUAGACGUACGCAGAGGGAUUUUUGCUGUUGGAUUUUGAUUUCGAAAAAAUUUAGAAAUGAAGGAAGAGGAGAGACGAUAUUUAAAGAGCCGGAGAAGACCCACUUUCCGCAACAGCUGCUGCACGUGGGCGAGAAUCUCGCGGAGAUCGAGGAAAGUUGAGUUCCGAAACUUCUUCCUCAAGACUCUCUCUUAUCUCGUUCUGAUCCAUUUCGAACAGAUAAACUUCGUCUUACACAAAUGUCAUGCUGUUUUUUAGAAAUAAAAUGGCAAAGCGUUGAGCUUAACUUGGUCCAAAAAGAAUAAUUCUUAUGGCCCGACACCCACGCCCACGCCGAGCCGGCCGGACGGCGGCGGCGGCGCGCGCGUGGGGGCGAGCCUAUCCUCUCAUGUGCGCCAUUUGAACAAGAGUUAGAGUGAGUACAUAUAUAUACUCCUCAUCUCUUCCAGUUCUCCCCGAUGUGGGACUUUCUCUACUUCCUUCAUUAAUCAUCAUGCCUCAAAGGCUUAUUAGAUGAUUGGCCCAAUGGCCCAUUUCGUUUUCACACAUAACUAAUAGAAUAUUGGUCCAACAAUAAUAUGCAUAGUAAUAUUUUGUUAACAAACGUGAAUUAAACUCUAUAAACAAAAAAAAAAGAAAUUCGAUUGAGUCAAAUAUAUACAUUUUAAGGUUUGUAUGUUAAUUAUAUGAAUGAAGAUUUUAUAAUCUCUUAGAUUCGUUUUAUAAAGCUUCAAAAGACUCAUCAUGUUAUUAGAAUAACAUAAUAACGUGAUGUUAAUGAAUCAAUUGAAAUAAAUAAAUACAAGAUUAAAGUCUACUCACUUGUAGCAGAAGAAACCAUGAAUGUUACAUCUCCUCCAACUUUACCGGGAAAAGAGAUCGAUAAGGUCAUAAGGCGUCGUGUUGUUAGAGAUGAAGGAGGAGUGCUUUGUGUGUUUACCAUCUUCCUUUGAUACUCUCUAGAAUUACACCAUGAUAGAAGUAAAUAAUAUGUUCAGAUUUAUUGUUAGAUUCAGGUUUAUCACGGGUUUCCAACUCAAAAUCAAUUGGCAAUUAGGGGAUUGACUCUAACACUUUAUAUAUUACUUAAUGUCCCACUGAUUUUCUAAUGCCCUUAAUUUUUAUAAUACAAAACUAACCAAGUUCCUAAUCUGUCUAUAGAGAACAGAUUAUUUUCCCAGUUUAUGUAGGACACGAAGGACUCUUAUUAUUAUAAUAGUACACAGUUGGUUUAGCUUUUUAUUUAUUUAUUUAUUUUUCUGGGUCAAAACACAGUUGGUUUAGCUAAGAAUAACUUAACACAUGGCUUUCCUAUUGUUUUAUGUUUUGUCAGGUACUUAGAAUGGGAAAGUCUUGAGAUGUAGGAAGAGAACCUCAAAGGCUGCUUUACUUAUAGUAAUCAAAGAAAAAUCAUCUGUAAAAAACAAAACAAUUUUUAAACUUUUUAUAUUUAAUUGCCUUUCAUGGUUUACAAUGUGUUGAGUCCCCAAACCUUCCUAUGAGUUAUAGCAGUGAGAUAAUUGAUUCCAUAUGAAUGUUAUAUGAUAAGAAAACUCAAAAAGAAAACUC
Brassica rapa (field mustard) is the source of this 9192-nucleotide messenger RNA. RefSeq names its product serine/threonine-protein phosphatase PP1 isozyme 9. Gene Ontology annotation, biological process: maturation of LSU-rRNA; maturation of 5.8S rRNA. The record is from RefSeq and is a predicted model, not a curated record. Lineage: Eukaryota; Viridiplantae; Streptophyta; Magnoliopsida; Brassicales; Brassicaceae. Gene Ontology annotation, cellular component: nucleolus; nucleus; cytoplasm. Gene Ontology annotation, molecular function: protein serine/threonine phosphatase activity; rRNA primary transcript binding.